This is a messenger RNA of Guyanagaster necrorhizus, 2108 nucleotides long. RefSeq names its product pali-domain-containing protein. Bases 131 to 1927 code for a protein of 598 amino acids. The transcript has 3 exons. The record is from RefSeq and is a predicted model, not a curated record. NCBI's taxonomy places the organism in Eukaryota, Fungi, Basidiomycota, Agaricomycetes, Agaricales, Physalacriaceae. Gene Ontology annotation, cellular component: cell division site; plasma membrane; growing cell tip.
GUCGUGGAAUCGCCAGAGGCAGCAGCCAGAUUGACUUGUAGCUGCACCUUCGCCCUCGCCCUCGCCCUCGCACAGCGUCGUCUGCGCUUUUGAAGAUGAAAGAGACAUUCUUGCAGUGUUUGGAUUCGGCAUGUCCGGCAAUAGCCAUCCUUGGCAUACAGGCGUGCAGGGCUGUGCUGGAGUAUCGCCCCUUCAUAGUCAAUACGCCUACUACCAUCCAACUGCUCUUUCGUUUUUCUAUUCCAUCGCAUAUCUCCUUUGUCAUUCGUCGUCGAUAAACAUGGCUAUCCUGCGCCCUGCGACGCCAGGUUUCAUCUGCACCCUCGUUGCCACAAUCCUUCUCGCAGUCGUCUCAUUCGGCGUUCCCUUAUUAAAGUCUGUAUACUUUCUCAAGGCAAGCAUAUCAGAGGAUGGAUACAAUGGUACCAUCACCUUUGGUACAUUAGGAUACUGCUUGGACCUGUCCAACGGUACCACCUGCUCAAAGGCAUCGGUUGGGUAUGAACUCGAUAUCAACAGUCUUGUUGGAAAUGAGCUGCCCAUCGAUAUUCCCAAUGUCGCUGUCAAAUGGAUAACAUACGCCCUCGUUCUUCACAUCGUUGCCUUAUGUCUCGCCGCCAUAUCAGCUUUCUUUGGCCUCCUAGCACACGUACGGGAAAUGUCCAUGACUUGCUGCAGCACCUGUGUCUCGGGCUUCGCCGCUACCGUCGCACUUAUUGCAUUCAUCUUCGACCUUGUCCUUUUUUUCGUCGCCAAAGCACGUAUAAACUCUGUGGGAACAGCUUCAAUUGGAACCGCCAUUUGGCUGACACUAGCCGCAUGGCUACUCCUCUUCUUUAGCGGAUGCUUCUACACCAUCGGUCGCUGUUGUAUCUCAAAGCGUAAGCCUAGAGAUGAAUGGGGUAGACGCAAAGAUCGCGAGAACGGAGACUACGACGACCAGAUGCGUUUGGAUGCUGUCAAGGCAGAGGCUGACAGGAAGGCUAUGCAACAGAAAGAAAUCGGGUUAUCACCUCUGCCUGAGGCGCAGCCUCUCACUGCUCGCGUUGACGGUGACAACGUAAUCGUUGAACAACCAUAUCGCGACCAGUCUGCAUCCAACACCCUCCAGCCAGGCGGAUACGGCGGCAGGCCGGUCCAGGGGGGUGGAUACGUUGGAGGUGGCUAUGUUCAGGCGCCUGCCGGUUCUCGAGCUGUAGACGAAUACUACAAUCCAACCCAAACUACGUCGUAUCCGCCCCAACCCCAACCCCAGCCGCGUCGCCAAGGUAGCAGUAACACGGGUUAUGCUCCUUCAACGUAUGCUGCAUCGACCUAUACCUAUGCGGCUCCUGAACCUUCGUCGCCUACACAUAACCCGCCCGUUAACAACCAGUAUCUUUCCACACAUCCCCAACAACACCCUGAUCGCUAUGGUUCGCCUGUUACAUUGGGAGGAACGACUUACCAUUCACCUGCUGCCCACCAGCAGUAUCCAUCUGCGUACUCGCAGUAUGAUGCAUACGACGCUGCAUCAUCUCAAGUCCAUCCCCAGGCUCAGCAACAGUACAGCGACCCUUAUGGUAUCCGAAACUACACAACAAGCCCCCCACCGAUGUCAUCACAACCUCACUAUUAUCCUGCCCCCGUGGCCGUUCCAGCGCAGGAGCGAAACUACACCUUAGGAGGAGAUGGAUAUGGGCAGAACAGCCUGCCUCCUCUUCCUGAGCACACACAAGAACAUUCAUAUCUCUCGUAUGCUGAGCCAAACCCUCAAAUGCCUUCCCACAUAAAUACCGUCGUACCUGCAGCUGCAGAAAGGCAAACAAGUCCGAUGGGACCUCGGGCGCAUAUGUCAACGUCGUCACAACAAUAUGAUGAUAGUCCUCCACCUGGCUAUGAGGCUGGAUCGGCACUGAUCCCUGGAGGAUGGAGCGGGAAGAACUAGACGUUGAAAACAUGAUAUUUUUAUUCACGACAGACACUUCGCUUUUCUUUUUUGCACAUCUAUUCUUUGCUGUAUCUACAUAAUAUGCGUACAUACCCCCGCUGUGACGAUCUGUAACAUGAAUGUACAGGACCUACUCAUUUGUCACAGCUCGUCUCUGUGCCGGCUGCUGUGGGCAGAU